AUGCUGGUUAUCGCUGAUCUAACCAAUAAAGCUCCUGAACUCCCCUGGUGGGCGGUUGCCGUUCUUGCGCUUGUAGCUUACAGGUUAUUCAAUGUGAUUACUUACUAUAUUGCUUACAAGCGUUCUGGUGCCUCUUUGGCUCCGGCUGUUUCCGAUGGUUGGUAUGGCUUUAAGCUCAUGAAGCUUAUCGUGGAGAAACAGCGUAAUGGUGAAAUGCCUGACUACUUGUACGGGCGUUUCCUCGAGACGGGCCACGAUACUGUCCACUUCACCAUGGCUGGUACACCCGUGGUGUCCACUAGAGACCCAGAGAACAUCAAGGCUCUUUUGGGUACGCAGUUUAACGAUUUCAUCUUGGGUCUUCGUCACAGACAGUUUCAGAUUUUGCUCGGUGACGGUAUCUUUACUUUGGACGGUUUGGGAUGGAAACACUCCAGAGCCAUGUUGCGUCCUCAGUUUGCUAGAGAACAAGUGGGCCAUGUGAGAGCCUUGGAACCUCAUGUCCAGUCUCUUGCUAAGCUUAUUCGUGAAGCCAACGGCCAGGAAUUUGACAUUCAGCCUUUGUUCUUUAAGUUGACCAUUGAUUCCGGUACUGAGUUUUUGUUUGGUGAGUCUUGUGAGUCCUUGCGUGAGGAUGAGCCUGGUGUGGCCGACAGUGGCCCUGCUGUUAAGCGUGAGUUUGCUAAGGCUUUUAACAUUUCCCAAUCGUACUUGUUUAUGAGAGCUGGUUUCCAAAAACUUUAUUGGAUUGUUAACAACCCUCGCUUCUGGAGAAACAACAAGAUUGUUCAUGAAUUCGCUGACUACUACGUUCACAAGGCUUUGAACUCUAGCCCAGAGGAGGUUGAAAAGUUCUCCAACUCGGGUUACGUUUUCUUGUAUGAAUUGGCCAAACAAACUAGAGACCCUAAGGUUUUGAGAGACCAGUGUUUGAACAUUUUGUUGGCUGCUCGUGAUACCACCGCCGGUUUGUUAUCUUUCAUGUUCUUUGAGCUCGCCAGAAACCCUCAAGUCUUUGCUAGAUUGCGUGAAGAAAUUGUUCAGAACUUUGGUGAGGGCGAUGACGUUGACUUGUCUGGUAUCACAUUCGAGUCCUUGAAGAAGCUUGAAUACUUGAAAUGGGUCAUCAACGAAACUCUCAGAUUAUACCCUUCUGUGCCUCAGAACUUCCGUGUUGCUACCAAGGAUACUUCUCUCCCAAGAGGUGGUGGCCCAGAUGGAAACCAGCCCGUCUUUGUCAGAAAGGGCCAGACAGUCACUUAUACCAUUUUCGCUACCCACAGAUUGGAGUCUGUCUACGGUAAGGAUGCCUUGAGCUGGAGACCAGAGAGAUGGGGUGAAGUGAACAUGAAGAAGGUUGGAUGGGGAUUCCUUCCUUUCAACGGUGGACCAAGAAUUUGCUUGGGCCAACAAUUUGCAUUGACCGAAGCAUCUUAUGUCACAGUUAGACUCUUGCAAAUGUUCAAGAACAUCAGAUCAUUUGACGACUGCGACAUUCCAAAGAAGGCUUCCCACUUGACCAUGUCCUUGCACGAAGGUGCCCACAUCAGCUUAGCUUAG
Messenger RNA from Candidozyma haemuli, 1560 nucleotides. RefSeq names its product Alk2p (gene ALK2). The transcript has a single exon. Bases 1 to 1560 code for a protein of 519 amino acids. Gene Ontology annotation, molecular function: oxidoreductase activity, acting on paired donors, with incorporation or reduction of molecular oxygen, reduced flavin or flavoprotein as one donor, and incorporation of one atom of oxygen; heme binding; iron ion binding. NCBI's taxonomy places the organism in Eukaryota, Fungi, Ascomycota, Pichiomycetes, Serinales, Metschnikowiaceae. The record is from RefSeq and is a predicted model, not a curated record.